This is a messenger RNA of Monopterus albus (swamp eel), 3137 nucleotides long. RefSeq names its product RELT TNF receptor (gene relt). The coding region runs from base 283 to 1545 and encodes 420 amino acids. The transcript has 11 exons. Gene Ontology annotation, biological process: apoptotic process. NCBI's taxonomy places the organism in Eukaryota, Metazoa, Chordata, Actinopteri, Synbranchiformes, Synbranchidae. The record is from RefSeq and is a predicted model, not a curated record.
CUACGACGACAGAGGGGGUUUACACCAAUGCGCGCACCGGGGCUGAGCUUACUGCAGUGACGCACUGAGCUCACUCAGCCAGCUCACUGUUUGGCUUUUUUCAGAGAGAGGGGCGGGGGGACCUCCCGGCGUUGUGGUUUUUAUCCAUUCCCAAAGCAUUUUUUUAAUUUGACCGACCAACUCAGUCCACUCCAGCUGACGAUGCUCCUAUCUGAGCACUGAUUUCAACUCUAUUUAUUCACCAAACCAAUCUUAUGCACAUAGAAGAAUACAUUGAAGAAGAUGAGGAACCACCUUUGCUGCUCAGCUCUUGUCCUACUCACGGUGUUCGGCUGUGGUGGGACUGCAGCAGUGCAGUGUCGGUGGGGAGUAGGGUGCAUGUGUCUGCAGUGCCCUGCAGGCCAGGAGCCUACCAAGGCUUGUGAACAGGUCCAGAGUCCAACAGAGGAAGUGCAAUGCCACCCAUGCCUGACUGGAACUUUUUCAGACACGUUCGACUCUGAACUGUGCCACCCGCACUCCUCCUGUGAGUUCCUCAGCCGACAGGUUGCAACUCCUGGCACUGUGACUUCAGAUGCCAUCUGUGGCGACUGUCUACCCGGGUUUCAGCCCACUGCUGCAGGGGAGCUUUCUACCCAGACUCUCUGUGUAAAAAUAGCUGUGCUCGUCAGGACUGUUCGCACAGUGAGUGAAGCUCCUUCCAGUGGUGCAGGAGGGCCAGUUAAUGGCACAAGAGUUAGCAGCGCUGCGGAAGACACAGCAGAGUAUGCUGUGUUUGCUUUGGUUCCCGUCUUCUGUGUGAUGGGCCUGCUGGGUAUCCUUAUCUGCAACAUCCUGAAGAAGAAAGGAUAUCACUGCACUGCUGAGAAGGAGGGCAGAGAUGAAGAGAUGGCCACGCCACAGAAAGAAGGUAGCAGUUGUCCCUAUAUAUCCGACGACCUGAAUGAAGACACCAUCAGUAUUCUCGUUCACCUCAUCACUGAGAAAAAAGAAAAUGCUGCUGCACUGGAGGAACUGCUGCUAGAGUAUGAGAGCAAGCAGAUGGCCGCAAGCAAAGGCUCAUCAAUCAAGUUCCCGAUGCUGUCUCCAUUCCGCUCCCUCCCCAGGCUCUGUUCCCAUCACUCCCAUCUCCACACUAUCUCUGGCUUGUCGGGUCUGGCCCCAAAACACGGCUAUCGCUGCUCCCGCUGUGCCCAGAGGAAGUGGCCCCCUCUUCUCAUUCCUCCUCUGGAUUCCCUCAAAGAUCCCCUGAAGCCCCCCCAGGCCCUUAUUCUGCCCUCCCUGGGCGCAUCUACUGACCCCCUGCUGGGGGCAGUGUGUGUCGACACCCACCAUACACAAGCUGUUGUGCCAAAUACUGUACAAGAAAAAGUGGAAGGUAAAGAAGUCAAGGAGAAGAAGAACGGAGAGCUGACCGUGUUGUCUGUGGGGAGAUUUCAGGUUUCGCAGAUCCCUGAGCAGAAGCCUGCCACUGUGGAAACUAAGACAUCAUCCCAGGAGCAGAGGAACUCCCUGCCUAGCAGGAAACAUUGCUCCUCCUCUUAAUCAUCUGGCAACAGAAGGUGAAGAGAUGAAGAGAAACAGUAUGAUAAUGCUACCUCGCUGAGUUAAACCUCAUAGUCUGCCGAUGCUGUGACUGGUGGCAGGGUGUGUGUUUUUACAUGGCCAACACCAAGAAACCACAAGAGCAGCCUCCUGCUGGAAGAGGUUGUACAUGAUAAGAGGAAUAUAACUGUAUUUAUUAUGACAUAAAAGAUUAUUGUAUUUCACAGAUGUAUUUGAGUUACCAUCACAGAACUGAUAUCACAGGUGCUUUGUUGUCCUACGUCACACUGAGACAGGGCAGAGAGAUUUAUGUGUAGCUUUAAAAUGAACAAUUAUCACAAUCUGACACUUGAUAAGAUGAGAUGGAGAACAUGAAUUUUUGAUGCAUCCUUGUAUUUGUGCUUCCUUGUAAAUGAAACACACAGCCUGACAUAUACACUACAUGUAGACAGGCACAUCUGCAUGAACUCACACUGGACACUGUGGAUUAGAUAACUGACAAAAACAUUAAACUCAAACAACAGUGAGUAUAAACCAAACUCUCGCUUAUAAAUGUGUAUGUUUUGUUUAAAAAAAGGGAAACAUCAAGCCAAGUUGUCUGUAACGAGGUGCCAUGUGAACUAAGUCUGUGAAGGUUUUCAUUACCAACAGCUAAUCUGGCAUGGUUUUGGGUCAUGAGGCACUUGGUUAAAGACUAGUAGCACUACAAUAAGUAUUAUUUAAAAAAAAAAAGUUAUACAAUUCAAUAUAACUUUGAUAUUUGAAAUAUUUUUAUAAGUGAUUUAGCUCCUCUUGUUUCUGCUCCCAUAGAAACUGAAGGUGAAUUUAGAUUUCAGACCUUGAAGAUGUUGAAUGUAGUUUUAACAGAAGAAGCUCACUGCAGGUACCAAGUAUGUUUGAGCUGAACCUUUGUUUGAAAAGCAUCAAGCCAGCUAUGGACACCUACCCACAGUCAGUACUAACAACACUUAAAGCUGUUAGACUAGAUCCAAGUAGGUGAUCAGGGGCCAAAUGUUGUUUUACAGGGGCCCUUUAUUUAGUGUGUCACAGCAUUUUUAACAACACUACAGUUUGGGGCUGUGAUUGCCAUGUGAUUCCUGGGGUGGAAAAUUUUAAUGGGUAGUUAUCACUUUUGUAGAAUAGAACAUGUAAAUGCAUGUGCAUAUGUAAAUAUGGGUGGGUAUACAGAAACAGACCUUACCUGGCUUUUAUAGUUUUAGCAUACAGUAUGCAUGAGGUGGUAGAUCGCCUGUGUGCUGCACCAGCGAUUGACAUACAAUCAACAACUGGCAAACUCUGACACACACAUUCAAGCUGAAAUGCUGGCUAUAAUUGACAUGAUAUAUAUGAUUUUUCAUCAUUUGCAUGCAACAUUUCAAUAUUUUUCUUUUUCAAACUGUUAUGGUCUUCCAAUCCAGUCCUAAACACAAGCACAUACACAGUUGUGUUCACUUGAUGAAACCGCUACCGCAUAAACAUACACACAUAAUCAUUUUAUAUACUAUAAUUGAAUUAAUAAACCAGUGGCUGUAGAGGAUUAGUGGUUGAGAUGCCAAAGUCAUGGAGCUCAGUUGGCUUUAGUUUCUAUUGUC